CCUGCUCCGGCUCCGGGCUAGGAGACCCCAGACCCCAGACCCCACUCGGGGCGGGAAGGACUCCAGUACGCCCUAGGAAGGGGCCCCGGGCGAGGGAGGAGUCAGGGAGGAUAUGGGCGUCCCGCCGAGCUCACGGUGCUGCCCGCCGGGACCGACGCCGGGAGCUCCGGCCGGGCCGAGGCAGGCGGGUCGCGGUGCCUCCGGAUCCCGAGUGAGCCUGGUUUCCAGGCAGGGGCUUCACCUCCCGUGGAAGGAGAGGGGGUCCAGAGACACCCCCACCCCGGGGCCCUAAGGAUCAGCGGGACAGCAUAGUCGGAUGGAGGAGGGCAUUGUGAUACUGACAUUGACAACGGAGGCGAGGAUGGAACUAGGUCUGGACCAAGCCCUGAGAAAGCCAGGCCCUCCUUCUUUCCCAGUCUGAGACAGCAUUGCUGAGGACAAAAGAUACCUAAACUGAAAUAAUUUAGGAAGAAACUUAUUAAGUUGUCCAGCAGAGGAGAAAAGCUGCGAAAGAGGUGAAAUCCCCAGUGUCUAUUUGGGGGAUGUCCUCCUUUACAAGACCCCAAAGCCUGUAACUCCAGCCUCCCCUCUGACCAUCUAAAGGCACAGAAUGUCUGUGAGAUGCCUGAGAUGGGGUCUUUGGCUGCUCUGCUUCCUGAUGGUCACCAUGCUCUGGUACCUCAGCCUCCCCUCCUAUACUGUGAUUGAGAACUUCAACUGGAUGUAUUUCUAUGAGUAUGACUCCACUAACCAUUCAGAAUUUGCAUUUACACUCCGGGAGCGGGUGACGUGCUCAGAGAAGGACCCUUUCCUUGUCAUCUUGGUGACCUCAAGCCCUGCAGAUGUGAAAGCCAGACAGGCCAUUCGGGUUACUUGGGGCGCAAACAAGUCUUGGUGGGGACAAGAAGUCCGAACAUAUUUUUUGUUAGGCCACCAAGUGGAGCCAGAAGAUAACAUGUUGACCUUAUCCGUACAAGAUGAAAGCAUUCUUUAUGGUGACAUAAUCCGCCAAGACUUUAUAGACACGUACUAUAACCUGACCUUGAAGACAAUCAUGGCUUUCAGGUGGGCUACGGAGUUUUGCCCGACAGCCAAAUAUGUAAUGAAGGCAGAUUCGGAUGUUUUUAUCAACACUGGAAACUUAGUGAAAUAUCUUUUGACAUCCAACCAGUCUGAAAACUUUUUCAUGGGCUACCCUUUCAUGGAGAAUUUUUCCAACAGAGAAUUUUUCCAAAAAACAUAUAUUUCCUAUGAAGAGUAUCCUUUUAGGAUGUUUCCUCCAUACUGCAGUGGCUUGGGUUACGUGCUCUCUGGAGACUUGGUUGUCCGAGUUUAUGAAAUGAUGGCACACGUCAAGCCCAUCAGAUUCGAAGAUGUUUAUGUUGGGAUCACCUUGAGCAUCUUAAAAGUGGACAUCCAUCUUCCCAAGUCUGAUGACCUCUUUUUUUUGUACCGGAUUAGGUUUAAUACCUGCAAAUUCAAGCGCUUGAUUGCAGCCCAUGGCUAUUCUCCCAAGGAACUUAUCCAGUAUUGGCAGCUCAUGCAAAAGGAAAGCAGCUGUUGAUUAUAUGCUCUGGCCAGAUCAAGGACUUUGCAGAAGCCCAAGAGGCUGGACUGUGAACAUGCCAAUGGAGAGUCCUUUUAAAGGCAGUGCCUGUCCUGGGGUCCACUUCACUUGCAUUCAACUGUGUCGCAGUAUUUUGCUUUCCCGGUCAGCAGUAUAAGAGAGCUCUGUUGUGUUACUCUUAAAGAAAAGAGAUGAGUACUUCAAAAAAAAAAUCUCCGUAAAAGGAAUGUGGGGGCAGCUAGGUGGUGCAGUGGAUAGAGCACCGGCCCUGGAGUCAGGAGGACCUGAGUUCAAAUCCGGCCUCAGACACUUAACACUUACUAGCUGUGUGACCCUGGGCAAGUCAACCCCAAUUGCCUCAACAAAAAAACAAAUAAAGAAUGUUAAAGGAAAGUGGUAGAUUUUGCAAAUAAUACAAAAAAGGCCUAACGAUGUGAAUGUCCUUGGAAAAUUUUACUAGUAGGGACUUAAUAGGACUCAGUUUUAUUUAUGGUAGACUCAUUUAUUUAAGCCUACUGGUAAAAAUGGGGUUUUCCAGAAAAAAAUACUUGAUCAUGAAGGUUAGAGUGUCACCACAGAUGUGAUGUAUGGAUUAACCAUUUUCAAAGAGUUGUAAUGCACUUAACACUAAUAUUGUACUGACUAGAAUUUAAUUAUUUUUUCUUCAUAUGGCCCCUGUAAUAGACCAAGCUGAUUUCCCAAAGACUAGCUUAUUAUGCGGGAGCACAUCACCUGUAGGCUGGCCACUUAGUGAUGAUAUUUGUUUUGGCAAAACAUAGGAAGGGGCAGGCAUAGAUGAAUUGGGAUCUCUGUCAUUGGAGAGAAUUAUGGUUGGGGUUUGAUUUGAGUAGUUUAUAGAUUUCUAUACAACCCUCUAAUUUAUGAGAAUACAGAUGUCCAGGGAGAUUUAAAUGACUUAGUACAUGCCAGAAGACAUUUGAACUUUUAGUGCACAUUGGGUCAUUAUUAGGGUUAUCUGUUAUUAUAGUGAUAGCACAAACAUGUAGUUUCACUCCUUCAGGUUUUUACAUUUAAAUUCUGGCUAGAUUCAGGGCCCCUUUAGGGUUAGAAUGCUUCCCAACCAACUCUUCAUGGUGCACACUUUAGUGGCAGGAGCUGGAUGACUGUAGAAUGUGAACUCCUUGAGGGCAGGCAUGGUUUCAUUUUUGCCCUUGCCUCCUCAGAGUCUAGCACAGUACCUGGCCGAUGGUCAGUGCUCAGUAAAUGCUAAUCCAUUGGAUGUUAGAACAUAUUGAAGGCCAGGCAGAUUUGGAUUUCAGAAAACAUUUGUUCACGUGGAGAGAUGUUGAUGUGCAAAGACCAGAAUUAUAUGUCUUAUUUCCAGAAACAGUUUGUGUGUGUGGUGUGUGUGUAAUUUUAUUUUAAAAGGAGUAAUGUUUUAUUACUUUCGUGUACAAACAACAACUAAAAAGGGCUAGAAAAGUUUUUGCAAAUAGAUAAAUGACUUGCUUUAGUAAGAAGACAUACAUUAAUAGGUCGAUGAACUAAUGAUAAAUGGAUACAUAACCAAAAGCAUCUCAUCCCUAGUGGCAGAGCUGGAGAACUGCUAGACAAAAUGUUGCGUAUGCUGUCAGAUGCAGUCUCUGCAGUGGUUAUUUUGGCUGGAUUAUUUUGCUUCCUGGCACAUAAUAGGAGCUUAAAAAAAUGCUUGUGUCCUUCCUUCUUGACAAGGGAGGUUGAAUCCAUGGGGUGGAGAUGGGUUUGAAAUGACUGAUAAAAAAUGUUAAAAGGUGCUACUUUCUCCUUCUUAAAGAAUGUCUAGGGGCUAAGAAGCCCCAGAUAGGAAACUAAAAGAUAUAUUAAGGCAAGAACCUUACAAGAGAAAAUAGGAUAUAAAAAAGUUAACUACUAGCUGAUUAGGAAGGUGGUGUUGGAAACUGGGAUUUAGGCUUUCUCAAACCACAGCAAAAAUACAGGAAUAUCUGGUUCUUUGGCCAGAAGAGGACAUCCUUUUGGUUUUUUAUUGUUUAUAUUGUUUGAUUAUGCUCGUUGUUUUCAUUAUUCUUAAAGUAUUUCUUGCAUCACUGAUAAGAAUCUAAAUUGGUUGUCCUGAAUACUUAUCUUGGGGAGGAGGAAGAAGGAGAAAGGAGAGAUCUAAUCACUUUGCUAUGGUGGUACUUUGAAAUAUUUUCAUCAAUAUUCAUUAGUGAAGUUGGUCUAGAAUUCUAUUUCUUUGCUUUGUCUAGCCCAAGUUAGGGUACUAGUCUUCUAUAGCUUCCUAAAAGGAGUUUGGCAGACUGUUUUCUCUAUAUUGGAGAAUUAUUUUUGUAGUGUAUUUAAAAUGUUUUGAUAGUUCACCUCCCUCCCUUCUUCCUCCCUCCCUCCCUCCCUUCACUAAACUACCCCACAAUAUUUCAGCCAAGUGUCACCUGCCCCUACCUGGGAUGGCAGAGAGCUCUGAGGUGAGCUGAAGGCAGAGUGAGCACAGGGGUGCUGGGGCUCCUCUCUCAGAUUCUGAUGUAUUAGAGCACAGUAAGUCAGGGGCUGAAUCCCCCAUUAAAGUAACCGGCUGAGAACACUCAUACUCAUUCCUUAUGUUUGUAUUCUGUUCCAUUUAUUAAGCACCCACUGUGUUCUAGGCACUGCUAGGUAAUAAGGAUACAAAGACAUAUUUUAACACCUGUGAAUGAGAGAGAGACCUUGCCUGUAACCAGCGGGUGGGAACAGCACACCUGUAGUAAU
This is a messenger RNA of Dromiciops gliroides (monito del monte), 4270 nucleotides long. RefSeq names its product beta-1,3-N-acetylgalactosaminyltransferase 1 (globoside blood group) (gene B3GALNT1). Gene Ontology annotation, molecular function: N-acetyl-beta-D-glucosaminide beta-(1,3)-galactosyltransferase activity. Bases 611 to 1564 code for a protein of 317 amino acids. The transcript is spliced from 4 exons. NCBI's taxonomy places the organism in Eukaryota, Metazoa, Chordata, Mammalia, Microbiotheria, Microbiotheriidae. Gene Ontology annotation, cellular component: membrane. The record is from RefSeq and is a predicted model, not a curated record.